This is a messenger RNA of Polistes dominula (European paper wasp), 1026 nucleotides long. RefSeq lists its product as uncharacterized. The record is from RefSeq and is a predicted model, not a curated record. NCBI's taxonomy places the organism in Eukaryota, Metazoa, Arthropoda, Insecta, Hymenoptera, Vespidae.
AUGUCUACAUACAUCAAUCGGGAACAUACGGACAUGAUACUUUCGUUAGGUACAUGUGGUGGAAACGCAUCAGCCGCAGCUAAUCAUUACAGACACCAGUAUCGAAAUCGUCAACAUCCUGACAGACGAGUUAUUCAAAGAGCAGAACAAACCCUCGACGAAUAUGGUUCUUUUGAACACUUAGACGACAUGGUGGUCGUCGACGACGUAGUACAAGGACUCAUGCCUCAUGAUAAGAUUUCGCAAAAGGCAUUUUGUCAUUGGUUGCUUCAACAGCAUACCAACGAUGCAGAAUUUCUGUUAAAAAUUUUAUGGACCGAUAAAAAUCUUCAUUCUAUUCUUGAAACACAUUUUCAAGUAAGAUGGAACGUAAACGUCUGGGCUGGCAUAAUCGGACAUCUAAUUAUUGGGCCAUAUUUUUUCGAAGGAAAUGUAACGUCAGUAGCAUAUUUCGAUUUCCUACAACACAAACUACCGGAAUUAUUAGAAGAUGUACCGCUGAAUACUAGAGGAAGUUUUAUUUUUCAACAAGACGGUGCAUCGUCAUAUUUUAGUCGUCAUAUGAGAGAUUUUUUAAACCAACAUUACCAAGGCUGGAUUGGUGGUGCUGGAACAAUAGCUUGGCCACAACGCUCUCCUGACUUAACUCCGCUUGACUUUUAUUUAUGGAGUCAUAUUAAAUCAAUUGUCUAUUCUGAAGAAAUCACAAGUUGCGAGCAAUUGAGAGAAAAGAUUAUUGUAGCCUUUCAUACUUUAAAACAAUCGAAUACGUUAGAAAGUGUUCAUAGAAAUUUAAUUAGAAGAGCAAAAAGUAUGUGUUCGGCAGAAUGGGCAACAUUUUCAGCAAUUUUUGUAAUAAUAAACUUUGUGAUUACUUCGUAAUUUACGUGUCCCAUAAAGACAACGAUCUACAGUGAGAUUAUAACGAGACAUGAUAAAGUGCACGCGUAUUUUGCGAAAAUUCAAAGUCGAUUUUCUUGAAAACAAAGCUUUAAACGAAAAAUUUUUAUUCUAUAUUUUCGAUUU